Sciurus carolinensis (gray squirrel) is the source of this 4444-nucleotide messenger RNA. RefSeq names its product prominin 1 (gene Prom1). Gene Ontology annotation, cellular component: apical plasma membrane; cell surface; cilium. The coding region runs from base 504 to 3080 and encodes 858 amino acids. The transcript is spliced from 27 exons. The record is from RefSeq and is a predicted model, not a curated record. NCBI's taxonomy places the organism in Eukaryota, Metazoa, Chordata, Mammalia, Rodentia, Sciuridae. Gene Ontology annotation, molecular function: cholesterol binding.
GCGACGGUUGAGUACGUUUAAGUAGUCAUUCCUAUUCUGGCGGUUCCAUCCUCUUCUUGGCUCGGGCACAGAGAAGAGGGCAACAGGUCCUCGCGGGCCCGCUGGCUUCUCUCCGUACGGGCUGCAGCUGCCCCGCGGUGUGCACUGGUCCCCGACCCAUAGGCGGGCCAGCGGGGCGGGCUCUCGGGACUCCAACCCGGUGGUCUCCGCAGCCGGGUUUUAAAUAAUUCAUGAGCCGGGCCCAGCGAGCGGGACAGUGAGGGGAGGGGUCUGCGGCGGCGGUGACGAGGGCCGGAGCUGGAGCGGGACCCCGGCGCGCGAGAUGUUGCCUUGAGUGAAUGACUCCCUUGAAGGAAGCUCUUCUGUGUCCCUUGCUGCGAGCCAGCCCUGCCAGGAAGAAGACUCGGCAGGUCCAGAGCCACUAGACCUCUUCUGCACAGGAAGCACCCUGUCCUUCCCAAGGCUUCCAGAAGCUGCCUCAUGCUCAGGGGAUCUUGCUAGCUAUGGCCUUUCUGCUUGCUGCGCUGCUGCUGCUGGGGCUUUGUGGGAAUACCAUCUCCGGAGGGGAGUCUCCCCCAACAGACACUUCUGGCUCGUUGAAUUUUGAAUUGCCUACAUCGAAAUAUGAGACCCCAGACACCUACACAGCUGGGUCCAUAGGCGCGCUCUUCCAAAUGGUGCACAUCUUCCUCCACAUGGUGCAGCCCAACGAUUUCCCUGAAGAAUCCAUCAGAAAAAUCAUACGGAAGAACUUUGAUCUCUCAACUGAUUAUAAUGAGAUCGCCUACUAUGAGAUCGGCAUUAUCAUAUGUGCUUUCCUGGGGCUGUUAUUUAUUAUUCUGGUACCUGUGGUGGGUUAUUUCUUUUCCAUAUGUCGUUGCUGUAACAAAUGUGGUGGAAAAAUGCAUCAGCGAGAGAAGGAGAACGGGCCCUUCCAGAGGAAGUGCUUCGCCGUCUCCCUCCUGGUGAUCUGUGUGCUCAUAAGCAUUGGCAUCCUCUACGGCUUUGUGGCCAAUCACCAGGUGAGACACCGGAUCAAAAGGACUCAGAAGCUGGUUGUGAGCAACUUCAAAGACCUGCGGACCCUCCUGAAUGAAGCGCCGCAGCAAAUCGACUAUAUCGUGGCUCAGUUCAACACCACCAAAGAGAGGGCCUUCUCAGAUCUGGACGGUAUUCAUUCAUUGCUGGGAGGUGGAAUUCUGGAGCGACUAAAACCUAAGGUGAUCCCUGUUCUUGAUGAGAUUCAGGCCAUAGCCACAGAAAUCAAAGAGACCAAGGAGGCCCUGGAGGACAUGAGCCAGAAUCUGCAGAGCCUGAAGGACGGAAGCGCACAGCUCAGCAGCAGCCUGGCAACUGUGAAGGACAGCAUGCAGGAGUCCCUGAGGAGCCCCGAAUGCCUCCUGCCACAAAUAAGUGAAGUCUGCAAGAGCAUUGAGUCGUCUCUCAGCCAGCUGGAGAGCAACCCCGACUUGAGUUCGCUUCCACCUGUGGACAAAGAACUUGAAAAUGUUAAUAAUGUUUUUAAAAAUGAUUUGAGUGGCCUGGUCCAAAAGGGCUACACAUCCUUCAACGACAUACCUAAGAGGGUGAAAAGCCAAACCACGCCCAUGGUAGCAGAAAUCAAAAAUGUCUUAAAUAACCUUGGUGACACUGUCAAUGACGUAGCCAAAGACAUUCCUAUUCAGGACUCUCUGUCAGAGUUCAGCGAUCGCAUCGAUUCUGUUGAAAGACAAGUCCACCAGAGGUUGCAUAAGGCGGAGGAAAUUGACUCCUACUGGUGGCUGUGUGGCUUGAUCGUCUGCUUUCUGCUGUCACUCAUCGUGACUUUCUUUUACCUGGGCUUGCUGUGUGGCAUCUGUGGCUAUGACAAGCACGCCACCCCAACCACUAGAGGCUUCGUGUCCAACACAGGAGGUAUCUUCCUCAUGGUUGGGGUUGGAUUGAGUUUCCUUUUUUGCUGGAUAGUCAUGAUCCUCGUGGUUGUUUCUUUUGUCAUUGGUGUAAAUGUGGAAAAACUCGUCUGCGAACCUUACGCAAACAGGAAGUUAUUCCGGAUUUUGGAUACUCCCUACUUACUAAAUAAGAACUGGAAAUACUACGUCUCUGGCAUGGUUCUUAAAAAAUCAGAUAUCGAGCUCACUUUUGAACAAAUUUACAGCGAUUGCAAAAACAGUAGAGGAAUUUACUCCACAUUUCGACUCGAGAACCGCUUCAACAUCAGUGAUAGUCUCGACAUUCAGAAGCACACUGGCAACAUAAACAGUCGAUUUGAAAAUAUGGAUGUUAAACUUCAUGGCAUUGUUCUUCUGGACGAGGCAGGAAGUAAAAUCAUUCAGGACUUCGCUAAUAGUGGAAUCGACAAAAUAGAGUACAACACCUACUUGGCUCAGAGUAAAAAAUCCCCUGGGAAAGUGAAUCUUUUAUCCUUUUCCUAUGAACUGGACGCAAAAGCGGACCAUCUGCCCCCUGGAGAGUUAAAAGAGUCCAUGAAGGCAAAUGCAGGAACUAUCAGAGCAAUUCAUGAGCAUCAAGUGGUUCCCAUGUUGCAGACAGAGAACAACCUACAACAAAAGAUCAAGAUACUUAAACACACGAGCAAGGGACUGUCAGGGAAAGUGACCAAGAUCCUGUUUGCUUUGGAAUCUGUUCAGCACUUCAUAACAAACAAUAUUUCCUCCAUUGUUGUGGAAGAAACUAAGAAGUAUGGGAGAACAAUACUGGGAUAUUUUGAACACUACCUACAGUGGGUGGAGCUGGCUGUCACUGAGAAGAUGGUGUCCUGCAAGCCCGUGGCCACCGCCAUGGAUUCUGCCAUUAAAGUGAUUCUGUGUGGCUUCGUUGUAGACCCUCUGAAUUUGUUUUGGUUUGGCAUAGGAAAAGCUACUUUCCUUCUACUUCCGGCUUUAAUUAUCGCUGUAAAGCUGGCCAAGUACUACCGCCGAAUGGACUCGGAGGAUGUGUAUGAAGAUGUUGAAACUGUACCCAUGAAAAAUAUGGAAAAUGGUAAUAAUGGUUAUCAUAAAGAUCAUUUAUAUGGUGUUCACAAUCCUGUUAUGACAAGCCCAUCACAUUAUCAGUAACUGAUGUUGAAAUUGCUUGAGCAUCAAGACGCACAACGUGGAAAGAAUCAGGCCGCUGAACUUUCCAGAUCCAGAAGGAGCUCUGGUGGCAACACAGUGACUCAGGAGGGCUUGUUGGUCUCUGGGGUAGAGCUUUGUUAGGAAUGAACACAGUCACCUUCAUAGUCUGUGUGUCCAUCACUAUUCAAGGAUAAUCUCCUCUCCCGCUUAUUAUUAUUUUUUUUACACUGAAUUUCUAUUUAGACACCAUACCAUAAGGGUCGGGACACAUUUCUAUGUCAACCAGCCCAACAGAUGUGAUACUGGGUUUCUAAGUGACUUCCAUAGUUGGAGUGUGCUGGACACUUACAGUUUACAGAAAACAUGUAUUUUGUGUAUAGUAGAUUGUAUAUAUACCUUUUACCACAGCCAGGAUUUUUUUAAAAAAAUGAGUAUUGUAAGGUUUUCUUCUAAAUGAGCUUACCAUUGGGUCAGGGUUGAUUUAUUGGUGCUGUUGCAAAUGAUCCAUAUUCACUAUAAGUAGGUGAAACCUACAGUAUGUGCUUCCCCAAGGAUUUGCAUUUGCUUUGUCAAUGAUUGGUCACGGUGUUUGGGAACAGAAUGCAAAAGCACUCACAGGGAACCCCGCUUUGCUACACUAGCAAAUUCAAAACAGAGAGAUCUUGAGAGAAGGAAAUGCUGUUUGUCAGAAAGUAGAGCUAUCUUAACAGACGCCGAGUGCAGCCUCCACUUGAAUCGCAUCUUCUGAUUAAGGAUGAGCAUUAACUGGAUGUCAUCUGAUUAUUGUGGGAGGGGAUUCUAAAAUGAAACAGGGGAAGACCCUGUCAUGGUUCUUAGAUCUGGUGUCCAACAUGAAUAAAGCCUUCAUGCUCUGUCCUUAAAAAUAUAUGAAAGCACUGUUUUGGUUUAUUCACAUUGGAUUUGCCUUUUUCAAAAGUGAUAAGCAAUGAAAUACUGUCAAACCAAAGUAGCAGAAAUGUCAUGACAUUCAAGAUGUAGGCUUUCUACCAAGUUCUUCAUGUCCUGAUCACUGUCCUGAUUCAUUUCAAUAAAAGGGGACUUGGAAAACGUGGUCCGUGUGUUGCUUCCUUGAGAGACCCAGACUGUCAAAUUCUAAGCAAUGGAAGGUGGCCUGGGGUUGUCUGUUUAUUCACUACUUUUCCAUCACCCAGUGCCCAUAGUACAGUGGGAAUGCAUAGUUGGGAUCAACAUCCCACUUCCUCAAAGUCAGCUCUCUUUUAGGUCCUCAGUUUUACUGAUCUCAAAUUACUGCUUCUUUAUAGUCUAAGCAGCAAUAUCUACACUCAGAUCACCCAGCAUGGGCUAACUACACACACACUCCUAAACAUCUGUGUGCAAAAGUG